Toxotes jaculatrix (banded archerfish) is the source of this 1461-nucleotide messenger RNA. RefSeq lists its product as uncharacterized. The transcript has 5 exons. NCBI's taxonomy places the organism in Eukaryota, Metazoa, Chordata, Actinopteri, Toxotidae. The record is from RefSeq and is a predicted model, not a curated record. Bases 110 to 748 code for a protein of 212 amino acids.
GAAGCAUCUCGUGCACCUGUUGUGGUUCUGCAUCACUGCACAGCUGUAUAUAAGCUGUGGCAAUUUCUGCCUCGAAACACACCCAACCACCUACUGACCUCCAUCAGACAUGAAGCUGCUGCUGACUGCCUGUCUGACCUGGGCUGUGCUCUACACAGCGGAGUCGCUGCGCUGCCAUGUGUGUACAGACGCAACAUGUUUCAACUCGACCUCACAGGACUGUCCUGCCACGAGUACAGUCUGCAAGACUGUCACUUCCGUGAUUUUUACGGGUACAUCCGUAAGUGGGACAAUCAACAAAACUUGUUCAUCACUGCUGUCCUGCGCCACUCCUCUCGGCAUAGAGACUGAAUGGUCUGUGAACCGAGGUUUCGCACGGGAAUCCCACACUCAGCUUUGCUGCGUCACCGACAACUGCAACAUCCAGACACUGGCUAUUCCUAAUCCUGCACCAAAUGGGAAGCAGUGUCCUGGCUGUGCUAGCUCAGCUGACAGCUUGGCAGGGACCUGCAACGCAACUGUGUCUUGUAUGGGAGCUGAAGACAGCUGCUUCAGUGGCAACACUACAUCAAACUCCAAAGAUGUGUUGCAGCUCGGCUGUAUCUCCAGAAACCUCUGCAGCAACCUGGCUGCUAUAGAAUCUCUGCUCGGUAGUAACCCCAGGAUCACAUGUGGAGCGCCAUGGAGCGCCAAGAUCAGCGCUGCGCUGCUGGCCUUCGCUCUGACGGCGUAUAAAGCUCUUGUUUAGAUAAUUCAAACAACCUGCUCACACACAUACAGUAUAUGAACAGACACAGCUGCUUAUAAUCAGGCAUAGAAGUGUAAAAGUGCUUUCUCUGUAGUGGUACAUACACCUAACAUACGAGAUGAAGAAGAUAUUUUGCACAAUACUUGUUGAUUUCAGUCGGAAAUAACAAUAAUACACACUGUUAUGAAGUAUAAGUGAAAGUGAUCUCAGACCUUUGGACCUCGCACACACACACACACACACACACACACACACACACACACACACACACACACACACAGAUCAAAUCAUGCACAUGCAUAACAGGCACACCCAUAUACUUUGACGCAAUCAUACAGAGAUUAAAUCACAGGCAUGCAGGUGAACAGUUACGCUUAUUGCACAUAGCACAUGUUGCAGUCCACACUAUGCUAUGAGUGCACACACACUGACAACCACUUGCUGUCUGUCUAAUCUUCAUAUCAGAGACAGAGAUUAAAACAGACUGAGUGCAGCGUUGAGGAUGAGGAGAGUGUCUAUAUCUGACAUGGUUUAUGAUCACAAAUGUUAGUGAGUUUAAAGCAUAUAUUAUAAUAAUAACUCUAAAGUAACAUGUAUGGCAAUAGUUUACUAUUGCAGCUGAGCAGAGCAGCUUUUUAGAUAUUUUCAGACGUGUGAUAACUGUUGUGUAAUUGAUCCUCAGUUUCAAAAUAAAUUUAUCCUUCGUCAAGCAA